Messenger RNA from Trypanosoma rangeli, 594 nucleotides. Its product is annotated as actyltransferase-like protein. Bases 1 to 594 code for a protein of 197 amino acids. The record is from RefSeq and is a predicted model, not a curated record. The transcript has a single exon. Gene Ontology annotation, molecular function: N-acetyltransferase activity. Lineage: Eukaryota; Euglenozoa; Kinetoplastea; Trypanosomatida; Trypanosomatidae.
AUGGCGGCCCCCUGUAACGCAAACCUCUGUCACUUUGCUUUGCUUUGUAUUUUUUUUUUUUCUCUUCUUCGGGCACAGUGGCUGAAGUUGGAGACAAUGCCGUUUGUCGUGCGUAGCUCUCAGGACAAGGGGAGUGAGUUGUUUCGCGACGCGUUAUCGAUUCGAAUGCGCGUCUUUGUGCAGGAGCAAGGGGUACCGGUCUCCAUAGAGCAGGACGAUCACAACCCCUCCGAUGUUCAUUUUGUCCUCUACGAGGAGGACAAUCCACAACAGCAACAGCAACAACAACAAAAAAGUUGUCCUGUCGCUGCGGCACGACUCCGUGUUGUGACGCACUGCGGCAUUCACGCAUACGACGCACCUGUCGCAAAGGUGGAGCGUGUGUGUGUGCUGAAACCGUACCGUGGCAAGCAGUGUGGCGUCCUCCUCAUGCGGGCGGUGGAGAAGUACGCGAGGGAGAAGAUGGGAAUAUCGAAACUCGUUCUUCACUCACAGACGUCGGUGAAGAACUUCUACAAAAACAUUGGGUACUACGAGACGUCGGGGGAAUUUAUUAAGGCCAACAUGCUGCACCUCGCUAUGUCGAACAUGUAG